Molecule: messenger RNA, 5011 nt
Organism: Epinephelus fuscoguttatus (brown-marbled grouper)
Lineage: Eukaryota; Metazoa; Chordata; Actinopteri; Perciformes; Serranidae
Product: tetraspanin-7-like
Exons: 8
Coding region: 114-848 (244 amino acids)
Cellular component (GO): membrane
Source: RefSeq, a predicted model, not a curated record
CGUGUCUCCAGUGACGCUGUGUGGCUGCAUCAGCGCAUGGUUGCAACGCGACAGUUCGCAGAGCCGUUUUUUCCUCCCGUUAUUAUCACAGUGGGUCUAACGUACGCGCCACAAUGGAGACCAAACCGGUCAUCACCUGCCUGAAAACCCUCCUCAUCGUCUACUCCUUUGUCUUCUGGAUAACAGGAGCCAUCCUGCUGGCAGUGGGAGUAUGGGGGAAGUUGAUGCUGGGCCCGUAUAUCUCUCUGAUAGCCGACAACUCCACCAAUGCCCCGUACGUCCUCAUCGGCACUGGGACUGUCAUCAUCGUGUUCGGCCUGUUUGGAUGCUUCGCCACUUGCAGAGGGAGCCCAUGGAUGCUGAAGCUGUAUGCCAUGUUCCUGUCACUCGUCUUCCUCGCUGAGUUAGUUGCUGGGAUCUCUGGAUUUGUGUUUCGUCAUGAGAUAAAGGGAACCUUUCGCAGGACGUACACCGACGCAGUCCUGAACUACAAUGCUGAGGAUGAAGCGAGCCGUGCCGUUGAUAACCUGCAGCACAGGCUGCGUUGCUGUGGAGUGUAUAACUACACUAGUUGGUUCGGCAGUGUGUAUUACCCAUCCAACGGUAUUCCUGCCAGCUGCUGCUUCAACGCCUCCGACUGCAACCCAGACGACCUCCGCAAUACAACUCUAGCCCCGAGCAAGGUCUACCACCAGGGCUGCUACGAGCUGGUCACUUCAUUCAUGGAGACCAACAUGGCCAUUAUCGCAGGAGUGACGUUUGGGAUCGCCUUCUCACAGCUGAUUGGCAUGUUGCUGGCCUGCUGUCUGUCCAGGAUCAUCACAGCCAAUCAGUACGAGAUGGUUUAGCUGAUGUGACGUGGCAGGGAGAUGAAGAGAAGAAGAAACAAAGAGCCUUGACACAUGACGAGUAAAUUCCCAAAACACUAUCACAUGCCUGAAUUGGAAUUUACCUCCCUCCGUCUCUCUGCCUGUGAUCUUAAUGUAAUAUCUUAAUGUAUCUUACUGUAAAGCACCAUUCCACGACUCACUGCUGUUGCAUCAAAGCGUUCUAUACCACACAUCCCACCGCUGCUUGAUGUAGAAGUUGCUCAUUGGCACAUAUCUCGGAUCAGUACAGCCUGCACGGAGCAGGUAGACCAGAGUUGUCAGUGGUGUUGGUCUCAGAUAGGUGAUUGGGUGAAACUUAGCUUCUCAGUUGGCUGCAGCAUGCUCCACUGACCGUCAUCAGAAGACCACUGCACACCUUUGUACAGAAUGACAUUACUAAAGCUUGAAAGUAAUACUUUAUUAGAUAGGUUUAGUUUUGCAUUUGACUUUGCUAUUGCUCACCAUUGUAUAUUCCUAUGGUUGUGAUAUUUUGUGAGCUGAUAAUGUGAGCUGGAGACUGAAGAGGAUGUUUUAAGUUUCUAGGAAAAACGAGGAAGCUAACAAAGGAGAGAAAAGUUUUAUUUUUACCUGUAGAUGAGGCACUAUAUUUUUUUGACCCAAUCAUUUGCCUCGAUAGCAGAUUAUGAGAUAAAUUAGAUGUUAAAAUUGUAAUUUACUUUACUGUCAAACUCUCUGAGUAACUUAAAAUAGUGCUAAAAUAAGUGCCCUAAUUUAACUAAAUCAAUCUUUGUGGGGAAAGAAAUCUAUUCAUCAAGCAAAACAGAUAAGGUCAGUUGUGGAGCAAAUCUGUUACAGUGUUGGCUGAAGGCCGGGUCACACCAGAUGUUACAGUAUUUCUAGCAAGUUCAGUUUAUACAGAAGAUGGAGGUUUAACAUCAUCUCCUGUCUCAUAACUGUCUGCAUGCCCAUUUUGUGAAGCAGUUUAUGCUCCGUGAGAGGAGGGAAAAUAAAAACAGAUGAUGCAACACUGCUAAUAUAGUACAAUAGUUUCCUUAGUGUUGGCACUGUCGUGCCACUGUUGUUUCCCUAAAGCUCAGUCCUGGUAAUAUACUCGUUAAGAUGUCUUGUUAUUGGUCCCAAAUUUGCUCGUCAAAGCUCAGCAAAGUUGAACUCAAUGCAGAUUUACUAAAUGGGCUUUCACAUCAGGGACCCAGGCCUGGGUACAGAUCAGUCGUUCCUAACAUGAAAAUGCCCUUUGUGUAGUUUUCAUUGAAAUGAUUUGAUCUCACCACAAAAUCUAGUUUUACAUCCUGGUGUGACCCACGCAUUUAAGGCUCUCAAUUACACUCAGUUAUCUUUAAAGGAGCUCUGUAUGUUAUUUAGAGCUUUAAUAAAGCAGCAAACAACUACUUGUUAAGAUGAAGGAGUAAUGGCACCCUAAGAAGAGAAUGAGGUCACUCUGCCUUUGUGUGUGUUGUAACCUGAGCUUCUCUGUCGUUUGUUGUGGUGGACGGUCCGAUGAUGUGAGUCUCUGCACUCCGCUUAUACGGUGGUUACCACUGAUAACAGAAUAACGUCGUCAGUAAAGUAUAGUGCCGCGGCUGUGGUUCCCCCCAUGAUAACACUUUUACACUGCCUGUUUAAGGUGGGAAUGUCCCGCUGUUAUUUCUCCUCGCCAUUCUGUAUCGAAAGAAUGGGGGGACAGAGUUGUCUCACUAUUAAGCCAGCUGCAGAGGUAGUAACGGCGCCAAAUCAAUAUCUGUGUGAAAGGCCGGCAGGGCGGGGCAGGUGUGACGUUCUGACAAUGUAUUAUGUGUGCGACCCACCACUGAAAGAUUUAGGACGCAGCUAGCAGCAGUUAGCAGCUAACUCAAAGAAGAGGAACAGAAACUAAAAAUUAGAAAGACAGUGAGGUCCUGGAGCUCCUUUCCCUCCAAGCAGAGGACGAAAUCAGCUGCCACAUAACAGGGACGCUAAUUGAUUGUUACCGCCAUGUUAUGCCAUUCUUAAUUUUGAAAAAGCGCUGCUGGACGGAUAUGUUAUGUGUCACACAAGAGGCUGACGCUGUUGUGUUACAUGCCAGCACACUAUCUGGAGCAGCAUUAUGCCGGCAUUGUUUGUUUCUGUGUAAAAAAAAUCAAAGUAGGCACAAUGAAGGGUCUUUGUUGCGGUUCUAUCGCAGAAUCUCUUUGUGAAAAGGGCUACAGUUAGCUCUGUCAGCACUGUUGCUAUUUUUAGUACUGCUUGUGCUAACUGCUAGCUGCUGGCUGAACCACCUCCAUCUUGAGAACCAUGUGUAGACCUCUGUAUCAUAGAUAUGCUCGGAAUAUCGUAUAGAGCUCCUUUAAGGUUCGUAUUCUACUAACAAUGUAGAUAUUAUGAGGUGUCGUCAAAAGGGAAAAGUGGUUAUAGCUGUUUUGGAUGAAAAACACUGAGAGGGAUGAGAUAUUGUAAUCAUACAAACAGGGACAGCAGUUUCUGUCCAGAGGCAUUUAUAGUGUUAACGCCUGUUUGUCACAUGAAAAGUGACGGAUUCUGUAGUGGGAAUAUGCUCCUGAGACCUGAACUUUUGUUUGGUAUACAUUUUUAAUUUCUUCGAGCUAUUUGGAAACAGUAGGACCUGAUAAGUAUAAAAAAGUAGAUAUUGUCAACGAUGAUAAAGUCUAAAUGUCCUCAAACAAGAUGAUAAUAAAGUCCCAAUGUCAUCAAAGGAGUACUUCCUAAUUACUAAUUACUGUUGCUAAAAUUGGUCAAAUUUGUUGCCAUAUUAAACUACAAACAUUAUUAAUCAUAAAUAUUGGCUGCAGACUGACUUGGCAGAAAUGGCUUCCAUCUUGUUUUUACAUGAAAUGGUGUAUUGUGUUCUUGCUACUACCAGAUGGCACAAGAAAGUGUCCACGGUCUAAGUUAAGAAGAAUGAAGUAUAAGGUCAAGUAAACCCAAAAUGUGAUGUCCUAAUAUGAGGACACAGGGUCUCAGGAGGUUAUUAAAGAAGUGAGAUUGAGAGACAAGGUUAAAUCCUGCCAACUUUGACACACCUCCACACACACCUGGGCAAUCUGUGUAAAAUCUGCUGCUUGCUAACCUAAAGGCACUUAAUUUUAAGCAUACUGACACUUAAGUCAUGUUUCAGUGCUUGUCUUUCUGGUUUAUGUAAAAGAAAUUGACUAAAGUCUGAAAUGUCAGGGCUUAUCUUCAAAGAGCAACUUAGCACCAGCUGAAAAUAUUGUUUUUUCUGGCCUCUGAUGGUUAAAGUUCUCACCUUGUUGCAGUGUAUGUAUGAUGUAGAGGUUUUCAACCAGAAGUGUUUCAGUGAAACAAAGAUUUUCAGCCUGUUUGUUGAUAUCAAAUCAUAUCAGUUGUUUUCUCCUGGUGGACUAUAACGCCAGCUGUGUUAAAGUGAGAAAAGUCGCCGUUUGAGACGCAAAAGGACUGCAACAGUUUUCAGCUAGUAUUUACAGUAUCCUAUGUAGUGCAUCAACACGCCAUCAUCAUCAUCAUCAUCCUCAUCAUCACCUGUAGAUAUUUAUUGGAAAUGUAAUUUAUAUGAUGUAAUGUUUCUCAUACUAAUAAGCUAAUCAUAUAAAUGUCGUGUCACAGUUUUGAUUCCGCACUUUGUGCUGUUAACUUGUAUUUGUUUGAUAGUUUAUAGGAAACUCGCACUGGAAAAAUAAUUGUGGCCAAUGUUUCGUUGAGAGUAACGUGUUUCAAUUUAGCUGUAUAUUUAUUAUGGUUUGGUUGGCAUUAAGUUUACACUUUCACCAAGUGAUUUUCUAUCUCUCUUUCAGUAUGUGUGUGAGUGCCUGUGUGGUUUAGUUUCUUUACUUGACCGUCUCCUUAACCUUGAGUGAGAAUGUGUGCGAGUGUAAGCGAGAGAGCGUCUAGAUUUUGUGCACCCUGUUGUAUCCAACUUUGGUCAGUAUUUGGUUGUGGCUUUUCAGACCUUAUUGCUUUUAAAGCUGUACAUUUAUUUGGUGAAUGUAUGUUUUUUCCAACACUCUGAUACUUCUUGUUUUAUUUUUCCUUCCCCAAACUGAUAUCGUCCUGUAAAUACUAAAUUGUAAUACCAUCCUGCUUACACAUGGGGUCACCAGACACUCAAAAAGAAUUGCACCAUGCUGUCUACUAUUGACUAAAGUCACCAUCAGUGGUCUUAUUAUCAAUAAAUAUACAGAAUAACA